UUUUUCGAAAGAGAAUCGCGGUUUCGUCUCCGCGUGGUCUGUCUUACACUUUCGAUGCCUUGAAUGCUCUGAUAGUUGAAAUUUCGGGAGAUAAAAAUGGCUUCGCGUGUGAACGUUGAUGAAGAUGAAUUACCUGCGCGAACGCUGCAGAAUGUGCUUGACCAGACGACGCUGAGAUGGAUUUUUGUUGGAGGCAAAGGAGGAGUUGGGAAAACCACGACGAGUUGCAGUCUAGCCAUUCAGCUCUCAAAGGUGAGGCAAAGCGUCUUGCUGAUUUCGACGGAUCCGGCUCACAACAUCUCAGACGCGUUCAACCAAAAGUUUUCGAAAAUUCCGACCAAGGUCAAGGGUUUCCCCAACCUCUUCGCCAUGGAGAUCGACCCCAACAUCGGUAUGGCUGAAUUGCCCGACGAAUAUUUCGACGAUCCGUCUUCCGAAGCCUGGCGAGCGUCCAAGUCUGUCUUUCAAGACUUGCUUGGCGCAUUUCCGGGCAUCGACGAAGCCAUGAGUUAUGCUGAAGUCAUGAAACUCGUCAAAGGAAUGGAUUACAGCGUCGUCAUAUUCGACACUGCGCCAACUGGUCAUACGUUGCGAUUGCUUUCAUUCCCGCAAGUCAUUGAGAAGGGACUCGGAAAGCUUCUGAGACUGAAGAACCAGAUAUCUCCUUUCCUGAAUCGCGUGACUGCAAUGUUGGGCAUGGGAUCCAGUCUGAACGCUGAUGAAAUGGCCAACAAGUUGGAAGGCAUUCUCCCUUUGGUGCAGCAGUUGAACGUGCAAUUUCAGAACCCGGAGCAGACCACGUUUGUCUGUGUUUGUAUAGCCGAGUUCUUGUCGCUUUACGAAACUGAACGAUUGAUUCAAGAUUUGACAAAAAGUGGGAUCGACACUCACAAUAUUGUCGUGAACCAGUUACUUUUGCCUGGGUUCUCUGCGAGUGAGGGAGACUCGAAGAAGCCGUGUUCCAUGUGUCUGGCCAGGUGCAAGAUCCAAGGCAAAUACUUGGAUCAAAUCGAAGAUUUAUACGAGGAUUUCAACUUGACGUUGUUGCCGUUGCAGGAGCGGGAAGUUCGGGGUCCCGACGCCCUAGAAAACUUCUCCAAGUUCCUCGUUGAUCCCGUUGAUUUCUCUUCGCUGAAAACGUUUCUCAGCGAGAAGUCGAUGAAUCGGCUUUGUGGCCGACGGAUGUGUCGAGUCGUUUUCGCUGUCGGGGUUUUCGUAUUGAUCGCGGUUCUGUUGACACAACGGUGUGUUCGUUGCGGAGAAAGCGACAGGUACACGAAAGACGGAGAAAAGGCCGAUUCGGAAACAUGCGGCUUGAAAGAAUGUGCGACGGAGACGGUGAAGCCAGUUACGCUCGCUGCUGCGGCUUGUGGGAAUCGCUUGGAAGAAGUUUCAGUGAUGGUCAAAUCUGCAGUGAUGUUGAGUAAAGCGCGGAUGUUGAACGUGAUCAUUUUCACCGAGGAUCGUCUCGUUAGUGAUUUCGAGAAAAUACUCGAAGGAUGGCCUGAAGCUAUCAAGAAUCGGACUUCAGUGUCGCUAAAGCUGGUGCAGUAUCCGCAAGACGGUCACGAAAAGGAGUGGAAAAACUUGUUCCAACUCUGCGCCUCACAACGACUCUUCCUCCCAUCAGUUUUGCCGUCAAUCGAUGCUGUGAUAUAUGUGGAUACGGACGUUUUGUUCCUGUCACCCGUCGAGGAGCUUUGGGAAAAAUUUGGAGAAUUCAAUUCGAGUCACAUUGCGGCUGCGGUUCCGGAGCACGAAGAACCCGCGGCGGGUUGGUACAACAGGUUCGCGCGACAUCCGUAUUACAAGCCGUUGGGGAUCAACAGCGGGGUCAUGCUGAUGAACUUGACCCGCAUGCGAGGCUUCAAUUGGGAGGAAUACCUGCUUCCGAUUUAUAAUCGAUACAAGAUGAAUCUCACCUGGGGUGACCAGGACAUAAUAAACAUCCUCUUCUCUUUUCAUCCGGAAAAGCUGAGGGUUAUGCCGUGUCGGUGGAAUUUUCGACCGGAUCAUUGCAUGUACUCGUCAACAUGUAAAUCUGCCGAGGCUGACGGAAUUGCCCUCGUACACGGCAGUCGCGGUUAUUUCCACAACGACAAGCAGCCCAUCUUUGGUGCUUUGUACCGCGCAUUCAACGAAAUUGGGAUCGAACGUAGUGUGAACGACCUGCUUGACAUGAUAUCUCUCGGGAUCGAGAAUGAAAAGAGCUCGUCUGCUUGUCGAAAAUUGGCACCGCUUUUUUUGAAGAACCUUCUGAGACAUGCUGUGGACUGAUUCCCGUGUGUGCCUUUCCUCGAGGCCGUGAACAAAGUAUUUUUUUAUUUCGCUGUGGAUUCAAAGAAUUGAUCUCGUGUUACCUGGUUUUUGUCCGAUGCCAUUUAUUUGUUCAUAUUAGCAGAUUUAUAGACGUAUGUUUUGCCUGAAA
Notodromas monacha is the source of this 2428-nucleotide messenger RNA. NCBI's taxonomy places the organism in Eukaryota, Metazoa, Arthropoda, Ostracoda, Podocopida, Cyprididae. The record is from the annotation of a GenBank genome assembly.